UCCCACCGCACCCAAUUCACAAAACCCGGCGACUACAUCUCGACCACAAUAUCUGGCUUUCCCAUCUUCCUCGUUUUAGACAAAGACAACAAAAUCAGAGCAUUUCACAACGUCUGUCGUCAUCGCGCAUACACCAUCACCACGAAAGAGCGCGGGCCGUCGACUGUUCUCGGAUGUCGAUAUCACAGAUGGAGGUACAACACAUACGGGCAGCUGAUUAAGGCCCCGCAUUUUGAUAGAUUCUAUAGAUUUGAUAAGACUCAGAACGGGUUGUUUGAGAUUCAUACGUUUACGGCUAGAUGUGGAUUGGUUUUUGUGAAUCUGGAUGCGAGGUCUGCGGUUGCAGGGCCUGGAGUUUGGCUUCUGAAUUUGUUUACACACAAGAAUGGACUCAUUCAGUCUGGUUGGGUUGCUGGAGAAAUUCUGGAGGGUCUUUUAACUGGAAACUGGGAUGCGAAUUCUUCUUCUCUGUUCUCGUGGAUUGUCUAA
Molecule: messenger RNA, 489 nt
Organism: Aspergillus wentii DTO 134E9
Lineage: Eukaryota; Fungi; Ascomycota; Eurotiomycetes; Eurotiales; Aspergillaceae
Product: Rieske (2Fe-2S) protein
Exons: 1
Molecular function (GO): 2 iron, 2 sulfur cluster binding
Source: RefSeq, a predicted model, not a curated record